This is a messenger RNA of Vombatus ursinus (common wombat), 2629 nucleotides long. It is a transcript of the gene ODAD3, whose product is annotated as coiled-coil domain containing 151. Gene Ontology annotation, biological process: outer dynein arm assembly; cilium movement. The record is from RefSeq and is a predicted model, not a curated record. Bases 434 to 2188 code for a protein of 584 amino acids. Lineage: Eukaryota; Metazoa; Chordata; Mammalia; Diprotodontia; Vombatidae. The transcript is spliced from 13 exons. Gene Ontology annotation, cellular component: cilium.
GAGACAGAUGCUGAGAGGCUCCAUCUGGACCUAGUCUGUGUGGGAGUCCCAGGGACCCUCGAAUCUGAGCCGCAGGCGACAGCAGAGCUCCCUCCAGGAAUGUCCAGGCGCUAGCCUUUCCCACAGUCCCCUCUCGUCCUGGGACAGUCCUCUGAACCCUGGGAAUAAGCCCUCAGAUCUCCUCUGUUCUUCCUGGACCUCCAAUCCUUAUUUUUCCUUCUCUCCCCUUAGUUCCUUCUCUGACUUCCCAAGGAUACUCUUCCCAUUUUCUAAAUCCCACAGGCUUGGCCACAACCUGCUCCCUCAACCCAGGCAGAUAUCUUCUUUUUUCUGUACCCCAGUCAUAGUCAUUUCUGUUCCCUUCCCCCUAGGGUAGGGCUCUAUCCUACCCUUCAUCCAGAGGCUAAGGAGACUCCCUUGCAAAAAAUUAAACAUGGUUCCCCUGCAUUCCCCAGCUCCUUCCCCCUUUCCCAAGACCCGUUCUUUCCGUUCCCUCCGUUCCAUCUCCUCAAGGCUAGCCUCAAAGCAUCAGGCAAAACAUAUACAGAGUCAUCCACAUUUCAGUCACUCUGGAGUGAAGCCUCCUGUUCACGUGCAGAUUUCUGAGCUGCACAGGAAGAUCCAGUUGUUGGAGGGCGAACGUAAGUGCUUCUAUGAGAGCACUCAGUGGACCAUCAAAAAGAACAAGGAAACUAUUAAACGUCUUCGAGAGGAGAACAAGAUAUCGUACCAGAAGCUGUCAGACUUGUUCAGUGGUGAUGAGAAAGUGCUGCAUUGGGUCAUCAGAGAGUGGAAGGAGGAAAAGCCUUAUCUGAAAAACAAGAAUGGGGAGGAAGCCCUGGCCCUUAUGGAUCACCGGCUGAAUGAGAAGAUGAAACAAUUAAAUGCCCUUCGACAUGAAGCAGAACAAAGACGGCAGCGAAUAGAAGAGCUCCAGUUGCAGUAUUCACUUCGAGAGCUAGAGACAAAUGAAUUUCAAGACACUGAUACUGAGGUGGCAAAGACCAUGCGCAACCUGGAAAAUCGACUGGAGAAGGCCCGGCUGAAGGCCGAUGAGGCAGAACACAUCACUCGAGUUUACCUGCAGUUGAAGGCUUACAUGCAGGAGGAGAGCCUGAACUUUGAGAACAAACUGGAUGCAAUGGAAGGUGAAGUCAGUCGACUAAGACGUGAGUUCUCAGAACUGCAGAAUGUGGGUCAGCAAGCCACAGAUGCUCGGGAUGCUGCCAAGAGGGAACUUCAGAAACUGGAGGAAAACUUAUUCAAAGAUCGGAAGGAGCGAGACAGGGUACUGAUGGAGGCCAGGAAGCGGACAGAAGAGAAGAAGCUUCAGAAUGAGCGGGUUGAGAGGAAGACCCAGCAGCGAGAUCAAGCGCCUCUUCGCUCUGACGAAACCUCAACCGAUGCCCAGAGGACAAAGCCAGACAAGCUAAAGAGUCGAUGGACCACGUAUCAGACAGAGCUUGCAUUUGACAGGCUCAAGGUUGCCACUGGCAUAUCUGACCCCAGCUUUGUGGUGAGCAGAUUCUUAGCCCAGAGUGAGACAUCCGCACACCUGGAGUCCCUGAAGCAAGAGAAUGAAGUGAUGCUGGCAAUGCUCAAACAAGAUAAGCAGCGUCUGCAGCAGGAGCUCACUCAGCUCAAGUACUCCGGGGAGGCCAAGGCCAUCAGGGACAACCAGGUCAUGGCUGAGCUUCAAAAGCAUCUGGACACCCAGGAGAAACAAAUAGCAGAAGCUAAGGAGAAGCUGCAAAAUACCAUUUUGGCACUGCAGGUUGCCAAGAAUGGGGUGGAGCACCUGGCCGAAAAAUUGCAGCAUAUUCCAGUGGAGAAAAGCAAAAAGGAGCUAAACCCUAAUACCUUAGAUUAUGUGCUGGACCUCAUGGCUCAGAAUGAGGAGAAAUUGCUCAAACUUCAGAGUGAUAUGGAAGGACACGAUGUGCCAGAUCUACUGCACCAGCUUGCUGAGCGGGAGUUCUAUGCCACCCUGGAAGGGAAGCUUCCUUCUCACAACACCCGCAUCUUCGUGCCCACAUCUGCCGCCCAGGACAUCUUCUUUGAUGAGGAAGAGAGUGAGGAGGAGACUGGGGAGAUAGUGACCAGAGCAUCCUUGAAGUUCCAGUCUCAGAAACUCAUAGAAUCCAAAAGCAAGAAGAGAGGCCGGUCUCGAACUCGAAAGCGGACAUAGAUGCCACAACCUCCUGGUCUGGCUGCCAGUGCCCCUCUAGGGGGGCAGUCACAGAUCCCAACCUGGGCCAGUUAGAGCAUCUCAUGGCCCUGCUUCUUUCUCAGGGUUCUUUCUCAAGGGCCUGAAUGGUGGACCUGGGUCCUCUCCCCUUUUUCAAGAUCUCCCUAGAGGAUUGGGUCCCCUCCUACCUAGGAGUAAGUCUUUGCCUACAUAGCUGGGCAAGAGCAGUUUGAGGCCUUUUCCACCCCUAAGGCCUGGGAGAGUAGCAAUGUCCCUGUCCCUUGGGAAGCAGGCCCAGGGCCUUGCUGGCCCAGCUUAGGGGAGGUAGGACCUAGUUCCUGACUGUUCCCACCAUCAAUCAUAAAUCUCCUGGGGCUGGGAAGGUCUCAAAGGCCCUGUAUGACACUCAGGGUCCACUGCCCGCCUCCAAGUAGUCAUUUU